Tripterygium wilfordii is the source of this 2025-nucleotide messenger RNA. RefSeq names its product probable Histone-lysine N-methyltransferase ATXR5. The transcript is spliced from 4 exons. The record is from RefSeq and is a predicted model, not a curated record. NCBI's taxonomy places the organism in Eukaryota, Viridiplantae, Streptophyta, Magnoliopsida, Celastrales, Celastraceae. The coding region runs from base 36 to 464 and encodes 142 amino acids.
UUGAUCAGCGUAAUUUCCAGACUGCCUCCUACACCAUGGCUCCAGCUAACGUUUCUAAGGCGGCGGCUCGUCCGCAAAUCGGGUCUCGCCGGCGAACACUGGCGCCUCGCCAACCAACGCCUACGUCCAUUCCGCACCCGAAGAAGAUGAAGCCUUUGUCGGAGGUAAUGGUGCGGGCCGCUAUUUCGUGGUGGAGCGCUCCGAUUACAGCCAGGCAAGUUGUGAGCAAUGCGGCUCCAGCGAACAAGACUGACGAGCUGCUUCUCUGUGACAAAUGCGACAAGGGUUUUCACAUGAAAUGCCUGAGACCGGUAGUCGUUAGAGUUCCUAUCGUAUCGUGGCUCUGCCCUAAGUGCUCUGGCCAGAGACGAGUUUUUUCACAGAAGAAGAUAAUCGAUUUCUUUGGGAUUAAGAAGAGCCCUAAUGAGAAAAAGAGAUGUGCCUCUCCUCAAGGUUGCAUUUGACAAUUCCAGAAACCGUGUCUCUCUGGUUUGAUUCUAGCUUAGCAGGAAAUGACACUAACACAAUGUAGAAACAGUGAUAUUAAUACGAUUAUAAAACAUAUACUGUAGUAGAAUUGGAAGGGAAUUUACUGCAGGCUGACAGGAUCUAGCUGGUACUAAUGUGGCACUAGGAUCGGAGAUAGGCAUUACUUGAUUAUAAACUGUGAUAGAAGAUUGGCAUUGUGGACGUAUAGAAUGCCAUAGAAAUAGUUAGCUCAAAGAUGUUGAAACCAGUUCCUUACCAUUCUGGUGCGAUAUUUCCUUUCAGUCAAGCAACUUCAUUCGUUGUUUGCUGCAGAGAUAGCAAAUUUAGAAGUUCAAUAGCACUUACAAAGGUGAUUCUUAUCCAUAUUGGUUCUAACAUUUAUUGUUGCGUUAUAUGCAGGAGAUUUGUAGUAUUUUUUGCUCUAGCCCAUCACACACACUCAUACACGCUCUAUCUCCCUCUCUUUGAGAUACCUUGCUACCAGCUCAAGUCUUUUUGAGCAUUAUGUGCAUGUUCUUCUCUUAUAUAUAUUAGUCUUGUUCACUUUAGUUUACAGUGUUCUGUGAAUUUUUUGGUUAUUUGUACCAUAAUGAGAUGUUCUCCUGUGACAUUUCAGUUCCAUAUACAAAUAGAUGGCUUUAUCUCAAUGUUUUCUAUGAGGAUCCUGUGACACUGUCAUUUUCUUGAGAUUUCGUUUACAUUUGGCUGUGGCAGGAAGUAUUUAAUCUCAGUUCUUUUGUAAAGAUUUAGUACUUUCUUUUAGAACAGCCAUUCGAUUCAAAUUAUCUGUAAUGAUCAGUGUGCCAAUGUGUAAAGCACUGUAUGAUUGUAAUGUAGUCCUGCCUUGUAAGAAGAGCUUAUCUUUAUCUGUAAAAGGUUUAUUCAAAUCACCUGGAAUGAUCAAUCUACCCAUUUUUAAGGCAAUAUUUGAGGCAGGCAGACAGUGCAAGAUGCAACAGGAAGUUGUGAGAUAUGCUGAAUUGCUUUUUUUUUUUUUUUUUGCACUAUGCUUAUCAUCAUUUAGUCCUGCCUUGCAUUAGGAUCUUACGAAUGUGUCUUCCUCUCAAGAUUAUAAUAUGCAAGAGAACUAUCUGUUGUGACUGAGCUUCUUCAUAAUCAAGUGGGUGCAUCUGGUCUUGAUUAAGAUCCAUGCCCAAUUGACAUUACUAGGUUGUUAUGAUUGUUUUGUUUCAUAAGCUGCUUUGUUUCCAGAUUGCUAACAUGAAGGUGGUUCCUUGUAAGGACCCGACAGUUAAUGCUGCUGUUCCAGAGUAGCAUGUAUGAGAAGUUUUCGAUUAACUUGCCAUCCAGAUUGCUAACAUGAAGUUUUGCAUAGGCAAACUAGGAGAGUUCAUAUUUUUUUUUUGGUUCAUUUGGUGGGGUAUUGUGAGUUGCUGCAGUUCAAAACUUUUUGUGUUUAUCGGCUUCAUCAUCUGAGUGGGACAAAAGGCAACAGAUCUACAAUGCUGAAAUUGACAACAAUAUGAGGAGAUUCGUUGUCCUUCAACCAUCACACGAAGUAUUUCACUUUACAGG